AUGAGAUUUUUUGCCCAUGCUUUUGCCGCCGUUGCGGCCGUCACGCUGUUCUUAACAACCUCUGUGGCUCAGAGCGGGACUCCAGUGGCAUACACAGACCCGGAUACAGGCAUCACUUUUGAUACUUGGACUGUUUCAGAGACCUUAUCCAAGGGAGGGUUCACUUUUGGCAUCGCUCUGCCAUCCGAUGCUCUCACCACAGACGCUACCGAAUUUAUCGGCUAUUUGCUAUGUUCCUCGCAGAAUACUACCUCCACCGGUUGGUGUGGUGUUUCGCUCGGGGGUACAAUGACAAAUUCCCUUCUCUUGCUGGCCUACCCCUAUAGGGGAUCCAUUCUCACGUCCUUCCGUUACACCACAGGCUACCACAUGCCGGACGUCUACACCGGGAAUGCCGAGCUAACCCAAAUUUCGUCCACUAUAAAUGCAACACACUAUACCUUGAUCUUCAGAUGCUUAAACUGUUUGCAAUGGACCCAGGGCAGCGCGAGUGGAAAUGCCUCCACGAGCACAGGUCUGGUGGACUUAGGAUGGGCUCAGGCCUUCCCCGCUCCGGGGAACCCCAGCUGUCCCUCUAAUAUCACCCUCAAUUAUCACGAUAAUGGACACAACAUCUGGGCCGCUACCCUGAAAAAUGCGCCCAACACGUCAUACAAAGAUUGGACCGCGAUAGCCAGAACGACAGUCAAGGGAAGAUGCUCCACAAAAGCCGGACCAACAGCCACAUCGACCCCGGCUUCCUCGGGGCCAGUCCCAGCGGGAGCAACGACCACUCCAAAAUGA
Penicillium hordei is the source of this 783-nucleotide messenger RNA. Its product is annotated as cellobiose dehydrogenase. The record is from RefSeq and is a predicted model, not a curated record. The coding region runs from base 1 to 783 and encodes 260 amino acids. Lineage: Eukaryota; Fungi; Ascomycota; Eurotiomycetes; Eurotiales; Aspergillaceae. The transcript has 3 exons.